Messenger RNA from Eurytemora carolleeae, 2772 nucleotides. Its product is annotated as tripartite motif-containing protein 2. Lineage: Eukaryota; Metazoa; Arthropoda; Copepoda; Calanoida; Temoridae. Gene Ontology annotation, molecular function: protein binding; zinc ion binding. The record is from RefSeq and is a predicted model, not a curated record.
GUAUGUAUGAUGGACAGGAGCAUACUCCCAAACUUCUACCCUGCUCACAUACUGUCUGUAUAGAGUGUCUCACAAGGAUUGUUGCAACCUUUGCUCGUGAUUCUCAGUUCCGGUGUCCAAUAUGCAGGGAGCUCAUCACUAUACCUCGUGGAGGGGUUCAGGCUCUCCCCCCAUCCUUCCUAGUAAAUCAGCUGCUAGAUCUAAUGGCUAGCCAGAGGAGGGAAGUUGUUCCUAAAUGUUCUAUACAUGCAAACCAGGAGCUCCUGUUUUGUGAGACCUGUGACUCAGUGUUCUGUACUACAUGUACAGGAGGGGGGCACAAGCCAGGGGGUGCAGGGAGCACUGCCCCCUCCACUGCAGAUCAUACUGUAAUCCCCUUUUCUAUUGCAAUCAAGAGAAUGUCUGAGAUAUUGAUCUAUAAAGCAAAUGAAUGCACAGCUAAGUUGAAUUCUGCAAAUGAUGCUGUAACUGCCGAGAUUCAUAGGUUGGAUCAUAAUGCAGACGAAUCAUUCAACAUCGUUAACCAGCUCUUCGAGGAGGCAUCUGCCGCAGUAGAUCGGCGGAGGGAGCAGGUUCUGGCGGAGGUAAAACGGCGGAAGGAUGAGAAGAAGAAGGUUCUAGAAGAACAGCUCAAGAUUAUACAGACAGAGAAAUCACAAGUUGAUAAAGAUGUUCAGGCUAUGAAGCACCAAGUAGAGGUACGGAAUAUUACGAAGAAAAUCAGCCAGCUUAACACUAAACUUGAUACUGUAAACCAACUAGCAGAACCUAGAGAGAACUCCUAUAUAGAGUUUCAGAGGUCAGAUCUACACUUCCAGGAGGUCGUUCAGAGGAUGUUGGCAGACGUUGGACAAAUCAAGACGUCAAAGACAUUCCCAAGUCUGUGCCGGGUAACAAUGGAGACUUCCAUUUCUAAUCUAGAGUCGACUGCGAAGCUUCAAACUAUCGACUAUCAUGGCAAAAUACAGGUAAAACACUCUAAUCUAGAGUCGACUGCGAAGCUUCAAACUAUCGACUAUCAUGGCAAAAUACAGGAGUUUGGUGGAGAUCCUGUAUCAGCUGAGGUGGUGAACGACAAGGGAGACAAGAUCAGCACCAAGCUGGUGGACAAGGGAGAUGGAACCUACGAGAUCAAGUUUACUCCCAACUGCGAGGGAACCUUCUGUCUCAAGGUGAAAAUAUUUGACCGACCGGUCAAGGAUUGUCCACUCUUCUUCGACGUGACCGAGCACAACUCUCCGGUCCUUAGUUUUGGGUCCAAGGGUUUAAAGGAGAAGGGGUUCGUCCAGCCAUGUUCUCUAGUUCUUGACAGCAGAGACUUCUUAUAUAUAGUUGAUACUGGAAACAGUAGGAUCAAGGUUCUCUCAGCAAACCUGGAUUUCCAGGCUCAUGUGCUCAACGAGAGUUUAGAGGGACGGAGUGUAACCGGAGUUUGUCUGGGAUCAUCCGGAGACUCUCUGAUCACAGUUAACUGGAGAACUAAGACUGUGACGGAGAUUAGUAUGGAGGGGAACACUAUUGGAGCAUUCUCUCAUGACGACUUUAUUGAACCCAUUGCUGUUGCGAUUAAUGAUGAUGGAGAUGUACUCGUAGCUGACAAUGGUGUCGGAGCCGUCAUGGUUUUCGAGUCCUGCGGCAAACUAAAGAAGACCAUCGGCAAAAAGGGCGGGAAAAAGGGAGAUUUUAAGGAGAUGUCGUCUUUGUGUAUAGGUCCAGGAGGAGAAAUAAUUGUUGCAGAUACGAGGAUUAUUGUUUUCAAUGCACAGGGAGAGUUUCUCCAGGAGAUUGGAGGAGGUGGAGGAAAGGAAGGAGGACGGGGUAGAUACUCAGGGGUUGCUGUGGAUAGAGACGGAAUGAUCCUGGCUGCAAGGAUGGAGAAAACACGGAGUUAUAUCCAGGUGUUCAACCUCACCGACGGAACUCAAUACUCUAUGAUCGACAGUCACGGUUCGAAGCUGAAGAGACCCACAGGUGUCGCAGUCGGGUGCCGCGGCGACGCUCACGCAUAUGUUGUCGACAUUGGGCACGAUUGCGUUCUAAAAUAUAGAUAUAAAUAAUUAUGUUGCAUCACACUGAAACCAGGAAAACUCUCUUUCUCUCUCUCUCUCUCUACAUAUAAAUAUAUAUCUUAGUUAAAAGUUAGAAUGAAAUUAUAGAUAAAAUAUAUGACAGACGGGAGCUAGUAAAUAGUUUAGCUACGAGAUCUUUGUGGGACGUGGGUUCAGUAUUUUAUGCACACCAAAUUUAAUACGGAAGUAAGAUAAUAUGCUUCGUUUGUUGUUUACAUUUUAUCUAUAAUCAAAAAUAUAUUAAUACAGUACUUAGACGUUGUAUGAUUAAAAGUGGAACAAAACCUGUUUAUUAAAUGUCCAAGUAAAUGGCGUUUGAACCAAUUAAACAAAAUAUUAAUGCCAAAAGUUUUCUGUUUUUAUAGUUUCCCGUAUUUUUUAUUUUUAUUUUCAUAUCACAUCAUUUUCAGCAUAAUACAAAUUUUUGUGAUUAUUUUAAUUAUUAUGUACUUUUUCUUGUACUUUAAUGUAUUUAGUGUACUUCAAAGCUUUGUUGUGCAAUUAUUACAUUAUGUACUUCAUGUACUUACAGAAUUCAUUCAGUAUUUUAAUAAAUCCCGUGUCAGGGCGAAUCUUAAAAAAUGUAAAAAUAAAAUUUUGGAUUCGUUACCACCCUGUAGCCUCCAGUACUUAGAAUAUUAAAUAUUAUUCUAGUCCACACUUUUCAAAUUAUUUAAGUGAAUAUAUUUUUUAUCCAAAAGUA